AUGGAUUUCGUUUUUCACUCGUUGCCUUUUUCUGGUGGCAGCGCAUCACAAACCUUGCUGCUGUGGUGGCACACUGGAGGGUGCUUGCUGGUAUCUGGGUUCCCUGACCCUGUUCUGGAUGUUCCCUGGACCCUGUUCCCUGGACCCUGUUCCCUGGACCCUGUUCCCUGGACCCUGGACCCUGUUCCCUGGACCCUGGACCCUGGACCCUGGACCCUGGACCCUGUUCCCUGGACCCUGGACCCUGGACCCUGUUCCCUACACAUUUGCUCCCUGCCCCUCCUGCUGGUCCUCACCGUCAGCCAGUCCACUCCCAUGCAGGUGUCCAUGCUGCUUGCAGUCACAGGCGUCCUCCUCAUUCUGCUCCUGGUCUUCUCUGGCUAUGUCGUUCUGUACUGUCGCACCCGCAUGUCUGGCGUGUGGAGAGGUGAACGCUCGUCCCGGGCCAAAGGCACAUUCCUCAUCCACUACCUCCACCUCAUCCUGUCCUUCCUGCCCAUGUUGGUGCUUCUCAUCAAGCUACUGCUCUACUGCCACCUUGAUGCCCUGGACCUGCGUGCCAACCUGUGGGUGUCCCUGGUGGUGUGUAACAUCCUCCUGGUGCUCCCCAAGGCCCUGGCUCCCUACCUGUACGGCCUCAGGUACAGGCACCUGUGUGAGGCCUUGUUGGCCUUUUAUGGGCUGAAGCGGCCCACCGCCGUCUCGCCUGUCUUGUGAGAAUAAAACAAUAAAACAUUUUCCUGGACUUAUAAGAAUAUUAGCACAGAAGAAGAAUUGAGGAGAUGGGUCGGUUGACACAUGUUUCACUCUGGUGUUUUUCUCAGCAUCAGUAUCUUACAGGAGAAUUUUCAAUAUUAAGAGAAAUAUCAAGGUCUUGAGUUGAAAUGGGGACCCUUUUUCUCCUCAUAUUUUAUUCCAACAUGGAG
Messenger RNA from Oncorhynchus gorbuscha (pink salmon), 926 nucleotides. RefSeq lists its product as uncharacterized. Bases 1 to 717 code for a protein of 238 amino acids. The record is from RefSeq and is a predicted model, not a curated record. NCBI's taxonomy places the organism in Eukaryota, Metazoa, Chordata, Actinopteri, Salmoniformes, Salmonidae. The transcript has 3 exons.